Messenger RNA from Lachnellula hyalina, 3300 nucleotides. Its product is annotated as Psi-producing oxygenase A. Gene Ontology annotation, molecular function: monooxygenase activity; oxidoreductase activity, acting on paired donors, with incorporation or reduction of molecular oxygen; iron ion binding. Gene Ontology annotation, biological process: response to oxidative stress. The transcript is spliced from 7 exons. Bases 1 to 3300 code for a protein of 1099 amino acids. Lineage: Eukaryota; Fungi; Ascomycota; Leotiomycetes; Helotiales; Lachnaceae. The record is from RefSeq and is a predicted model, not a curated record.
AUGGCUUCAAGCCCAAAAGCCCCUGUGGAUACCUCCAGCACCGAACCAAAACAAUGGCGGAAUGAAAUAGAAUCUGCGUUGAAAGCCGUGAAGCAGGUCAUUGGCAUAUCACUCUCUCCGAUUCCCACGCAACGCUAUAUCCCACUCAAUGAUGAUAACCAGAAGAUGACGGGUCUUAUACACGACCUCCAAAAACUAGGAUUUAAAGAUGUCGGGACUCUCCUCUCGCUCUUCAACUCGGAAGUGAAAGGUGUUCAAGACGACAACAAAUUCCUACUCGAAAACCUGGUUGGAGUCCUCAGCAAGCUCGACCUUACUUCAAAAGUGUCAAGUCAGCUCACAACUGGCUUUGUCAACAAUCUCUGGAAUGCGCUCCCCCACUUACCUCCUACAUCUUUGGGUUCGAAAUACAAGUAUCGGGAAGCAGAUGGGUCCUAUAACAACAUCAGAAUUCCGGAGCUCGGAGCCGCGAAUACCCCAUAUGCUAGGUCUGCAAAGCCAAAGGUGCUACAAAACAUCGCCCUCCCAGAUCCUGGUGCGAUUUUCGACAGCUUGAUGGUCCGUGGAGAAACCUUCGAGACACACCCUAACAAGAUCUCCAGCAUGCUGUUUUAUCUGGCCACAGUCAUCAUCCACGACAUAUUUAGAACCGAUCACAAUGAUUUCAAUAAUUCUAUGACCAGCAGCUACCUUGAUCUCUCUCCGUUGUACGGGAGCAGUCAAGAAGAACAAAACACAGUCCGUUCCUUCAAGGAUGGCAAACUGAAGCCAGACUGUUUUUCUGAGAAGAGAAUCCUUGGCUUUCCUCCUGGCGUUGGAGUUCUGGUCAUAAUGUUUAAUAGGUUCCAUAACUAUGUUGUUACCCAGCUUGCACUCAUUAACGAAAAUGGACGUUUCUCAAAGCCCAAAGAAGAUGCGACGAAGGAAAUUUGGGCCAAGUACGACAAUGAUUUAUUCCAAACCGGCCGCUUGAUUACCUGUGGUUUAUACGUCAAUUGUAUUUUGAAGGAUUAUGUUAGAACCAUUUUGAGCUUGAAUCGAACUGGCACGAAGUGGGAUUUGGAUCCCCGUGCAUCAGAAGUAAAGUCUUUAUUUAAUACUCCUGCAGCGGAAGGGACAGGUAACCAGGUAUCUGCGGAGUUCAACUUGAUCUACCGAUGGCACUCAGCAGUCUCUCAGAAAGACGACAAAUGGACCCAAGACAUCUAUACGAGAAUGUUUCCAGGCAAAAGCCCAGAGGAGGUGACAGUGCCCGAGCUUCUUAGUGCUCUGCGAGUAAUGGAAAAGGACAUUCCCGAAGACCCUCUCCAACGGCCCUUUGCUGGACUUAACCGAAAUGCGGACGGCAGCUUGGAUGAUGAUGCUUUAGUCGAGAUUGUCCAGUCUUCAGUUGAGGACGUAGCCGGAUCGUUUGGAGCUAACAGAGUCCCUAAAAAUCUACGAGCAGUUGAGAUUCUCGGCAUAAUCCAGGCACGGUCAUGGAACUUGGCAUCUUUGAACGAGUUCCGCGAAUUUACUGGACUCACAAAGCACGCGACUUUUGAAGACAUCAAUCCAGACCCAGAGGUGGCGAAAAAACUACGGAACCUAUAUGAGCAUCCUGACUACGUUGAGUUAUACCCUGGUCUUGUGGCAGAGAAAGCAAAACCGCCAAUGUCCCCGGGCUCAGGACUUUGUGUCAACUUUACUACUUCGUAUGCAAUUCUGUCCGAUGCCGUAUCUCUGGUGCGCGGUGAUCGCUUUUAUACUCUCGACUACACACCAAAGAAUCUCACGAACUGGGGAUUCAACGAAGUCCAGUAUGAUCUAAAUGUUUCCGAUGGAGCUGUCUUUCACAAGCUCUUCUUCCGCGCUUUCCCAAAUCACUUUAAAGACAAUUCAAUCUAUGCCCAUUUUCCGCUGGUCGUUCCGAGCGAAAAUCUCGCCAUUCUCAAGUCAUUGGGCAGAGCCGAUAAGUACUCUUGGGAUAAGCCGAUUCGCGUUCCAGAGCUCAUCAUUAUCAAGUCAUACGCUGCAGUGAAACAGAUUCUCGAUGACAAAACUGACUGGAAAGUUACAUGGGGCGAAGCGAUCACGUUCCUUACGAGCCAACCCAAAAUGAAGAAUGGGGUCGACUUUGCCUUGGCUGGUGACAAUCCUGCGAACGCUGAUUCUAGGAGGCUGAUAAUAAAGGGACUCCACCCCGACAAGUGGCAAGGCGAGGUCAAAAGGUUCUACGAGGAGACAACAACUAAGCUUCUUAAAACCUACAGUUACAAAGUCCCAGGAGCAACCGCAUAUCAAGUCGAUAUCGUCCGAGACGUUGCCAACCUUGUCAACACGAGGUUUGCGGCCUCGGUUUUCAGUCUGCCAAUCAAGACCGAGGAACAUCCUAGAGGCAUCUACACCGAACAGGAGCUAUACACAGUUCUCUCGAUACUCUUCAUUGUUAUAUUCAACAAUGCCGACAUUGCCAAGAGCUUCCAGCUCCGAGAAGCCGGGCACAUACUAGCCCAGCAGUUGGGAGAAUUGAUAUUGAUAAAUGCAGAGGCUAUUUCAAAGACUGGUAUUAUUGCGGAUCUGCUCGCCAAAUUACACGAAUCUAGUCCACUAACGGAGUAUGGAACACAUAUGAUUCAACGACUGUUGGAUACCAACCUAUCUGUCAAAGAUGUUGUUUGGUCUCAUCUACUUCCGACCGCUGCAGCUAUGACGGCCAAUCAAUCUCAAAUCUUCACGCAAUCUCUCGAUUACUACUUGGGAGACGGAGCACAGUACAUUCCUGAGCUGUAUAGGUUGUCUAAGGAAAACACAAAGGAAGCCGAGGAUAAGAUUCUGAGAUAUUUCAUGGAAGGUGCCCGUCUCCGCGCAACUGUCGGUGUAUACCGCUCCUACCACCCAACACCCCCCUCGCCCACCCCAGCCAUAAUCUCAGACGCCGGAACUAAAAUCCCCAUCCCACCCGGCCGUCGCGUCUUUGCCAACAUAGCCCUCGCCUCCCUUGACGCCGCUGCGUUCCCAGACCCCCUCGCCGUCCGUCUCGAUCGUCCGCUAGACAGCUAUCUGCACUACGGCCUGGGUCCGCACCAAUGUGCAGGGAUGGACGUGAGUAUGGCUGCAAUGAAUGCUAUGUUCAAGACGGUGUUUGGGUUGAGAAAUCUGCGGAGGGCGGUGGGUGGGGGAUGGUAUGGGGAGAGUCAGGGGGAGAUGAAGAGGAUUGCACAUAUGGGGCUGGAAGGGGUGGAGGGUUAUAUGACGCCUGAUCAGAGUAGCUAUUUUCCAUUUCCGACUACGAUGAAGGUUCAGUGGGAUGCUGAGUAA